Messenger RNA from Girardinichthys multiradiatus, 1643 nucleotides. It is a transcript of the gene wdr53, whose product is annotated as WD repeat domain 53. NCBI's taxonomy places the organism in Eukaryota, Metazoa, Chordata, Actinopteri, Cyprinodontiformes, Goodeidae. Gene Ontology annotation, molecular function: protein binding. The transcript has 3 exons. The record is from RefSeq and is a predicted model, not a curated record. Bases 263 to 1432 code for a protein of 389 amino acids.
AGUGAAAUUCAUACUAAUGCCACAAUGUUUAAGUGAGCUACUGUUAACUACGACAUUUACGUGCUUGUUUUUCACCGCUGCCAUCAAGUCAACUGAGCAAAACUUAGCAUGUUAGCGUCGAGGCUAACGAGUUAGCCGCAGAGCUAAAGCAGUUCGGUUUGACUCUUGAUGCUUUCUGUUAAACUGAGCAUUGCCCCAAAAACCACGGUCGUUCCUUCAAACUGUAAUAUGGAAGAAGUGGAGAGUUCCAGUCAACACCCGCAUGGGCAGCCUGUGGCCUGAGGGCCACUCCUCUACCCUUCUUUGUGUUGGUGGAUCUCCAGGCCCGGAGGGUCUGAUUGCGUCCGGUGCUGAGUGUGGAGAGGUGACAUUGUGGACUCAAGAGGGAGCCAUCGUCGGCCGUCUCGUUCUCCCUGGACAGGAGGACAUUACCAGUGCAGCGUUUUCACCUGCAGAUUGUGCCCGCCUUUAUGUGUCGCAUGGAGACACGGUGAGCGUGUUGGACCCUAGGAACCUGAAAGGCCCGGUGGAGAAUUUUCAGGGUGCAGGAGAGGAGGAGAUUAAUGCUUUAGCUCUGAAUGAGACUGGUUCAGCCGUGGCUGUGGCGGAUGACUCCGGGGCGGUGAGGAUACUUGAGAUUCCAGGGGGGAGAGUUUGCCGGAGUCUCCGCAGACACACCAACAUCUGUUCGUCUGUGGCUUUCCGACCGCACAGACCCAAUAACCUCGUUUCUGUCGGACUGGACAUGCAGGUGAUUCUGUGGGGUCUUCAGAAGACCCGCCCACUGUGGACCCUCAACCUCCAGGACAUGGCAGAAGAAGAGGACGCCCAUCAGCAGCGCCCAGGUCAGCUUUUCAACCCUCCUCUGGCUCACUGUGUUUCUGUGUCGAGCUGCGGAAACAUUUUGGGCUGCGCUGCAGAGGAUGGCCGGGUCCAUCUGAUGCGGAUUGGCAGCGGCUCUAAACUGGAACAGCAUGGAGCCAUAAAGGCACACACUCAGGGAGCCUCACAGGUCCAUUUCAUUAGUUUCUUCUCCCACCCUUACUGGAUGGUCACAGGCGGGAACGACGGCCAGGUGGCCCUUUGGGACCUCGGUAAGCACCCGGUGGUAGCUCCAGAGGGAAAAACAGGAAAGACGCAAGCGACAGCAUCUCAGCGCCGGAAAGGUAAGAGCAGCGGCAGGAGAAGAGAGCAGGCUCAGGAUAAAUCAAAGAAGAAGGCAGAGAGGGAGGAGGCUGAAGAGGACGACGAUGAAGCAGCUGCAAAGGAGCAGGAGGAGUCGAUGGAGGAGGAGAAGUCUGGACCCAAAAUGAGCAUCAGUCACGGGGACAAAGUGAACGGGCUGUGCCCUGCUUUGCUGAAAGGAGAACCGAGCAUAAUAGUUGCAGAUCAAAGCACCAAUCUGACCGUCUACCCUUUGUCUCAGCUUUAGAUUCAUGUUUUAUUUUCCAAUUUUUUGUUUGACCCCAGAGAGCUUUAUUUGUUUCAGAUGAGGACUGUUUGGCUCGACUUCAUUAAAACCGCGGAUAUUAAAAACCCCAACAUUUUGAUGUCUUCAGAUAGUGUUUAACUAUAUGCGCUGUACUUUUCUGCAUGUGUGUGGGCUUCUGUCACUCUUUGAAAUAAACUUUGACAUAAAUGUC